UCCUAACAGAAAAUUUGCAAAUCCUUUUCACCCGACGGCAAGAACCAAGGAUAUGUGCCACAACAAAUUAUUUUCAAAUAAAAGAUCGAUCAACCCAAUUUUAAAUGUCGCAAUUUUUAAAAAAUUUAAUGUUGUAAUUGAAACGAUUUAAACCCAUUUAUUAAUGUCUGUUGCCUAAGUCAGCACAAAAAUUUGCUAAGAAUGGAAGAAGGCAAGACUCAAGCUGCCGUGCUCAUGGUGCCUCUGCCAUGCCAAAGCCACCUCAAUCAGCUGCUCCAGCUCUCCGGCGUAAUCGCCUCGUGCGGCAUCCCGGUGCACUACACCGGCACCGCCACCCACAACCGCCAGGCGCGGCUGCGGUCCCACGGCCUAAAACCUAACAACGCAACAAUCAAGUUCCACGACCUCCCGACUCCCCCCAUCGACGCCCCAGCCCCCAACCCGCACGCGGAGGACAAGACGCCGAUGCACCUCGCAUCGGCCACGACAGCCUACGCGGGCCUGCGCGAGCAGAUCGGUCUGCUCGCACAGGAGCUGUCGCGGAAGACGGUCAGGCUGGUCGUUGUCUACGACAGGAUGGGGACAGAGGCGGUGCGCGACGCCGUCUCGGUCCCCAACGCGGAGUCCUACUCCUUCAACUGCUUGUCGGCGUUCAAUCUCUUCCUCAUCCUGUGGGAGGCGAUGGGGAAACCAUUCGAACUGCGAGACGCGGCCUUGUUCCAGAAGCUUCCUUCCGUGAGGGACUUCAUGUCGGAGGGGGCGCUGUAUUUCUCCGCAUCUGAGAACAUUCCAGAGAGAGAGGGAGACAUUCACAACACGAUCCGAUUGAUCGACGAGGCUUACAUCCGAUUGAUGAGCAGAGAAGAAAUCAGCGGCGGGAAGAAGCAGUGGGCGAUCAGAUCGAGUACUGCUUUCAAUUUAGAGAGAGAAAGCAGCAGCCAUGGAUGCUUGAGAUGGCUUGAUCAACAAGCUACGGGUUCCGUGAUCUACGUUUCGUUUGGAACAACGACGUCGUUGAGAGAUGAGGAAUACGCAGAGAUAGCUAGGGGGUUGGAGAUGAGCGAGCAGCGGUUUAUAUGGGUGGUGAGAGAGGCGGAUCGGGCGGAUAUAUUCGCCGGUGGCAGCGAGGUGCGAAGGAUCGAGCUGCCGGAGGGGUUUGAGGAGAGGGUUAGAGAGAGAGGGAUUAUAGUGAGAGGAUGGGCGCCGCAGAUGGAGAUUUUGGGGCACCCGUCGACGGGGGGGUUUAUGAGCCACUGCGGCUGGAAUUCUUGCUUGGAGAGCUUGACGGCGGGCGUGCCGAUGGCGGCAUGGCCAAUGCAUUCCGAUCAGCCGAUCAACGCGACAUUUGUGACGGAGGUGCUUGGGAUUGGGCUGUGGGUGAGGGAGUGGGGGCGGCGGCUGGAGGUGGUGGGGGCGGCGGCAGUGGAGGACGCUGUUGUGAGGUUGAUGGCGUCGGAGGAGGGGAAGGUGAUGCGGAGGAGGGCGGCGGAGGUGGGUGCGACCUUGAGGAAGUCUAUGGAGGAAGGUGGUGAGAGUUGCAUGGAGAUAGAGAGGUUUAUUAGCCAUAUUACUAGAUGAUCACUAAUGUGAAACUAAUCUACUUUUAUGUAUUAGUAAUAAGUUGGAUCUACCACAUUUCCAUGUCGAAUAAUCUUUGAUUCAGAAUAGAUGUUUUAUUCGAUAAAGAAUCUUGCAAUGCUUUACUUUAAUUUUGUAGCUUUGUAAUAGAUCGAGCAAGAAAUAGAAAAUGUUUUUGAUUUUG
Messenger RNA from Salvia miltiorrhiza (redroot sage), 1762 nucleotides. RefSeq names its product zeatin O-xylosyltransferase-like. Bases 202 to 1578 code for a protein of 458 amino acids. The record is from RefSeq and is a predicted model, not a curated record. The transcript has a single exon. Gene Ontology annotation, molecular function: UDP-glycosyltransferase activity. NCBI's taxonomy places the organism in Eukaryota, Viridiplantae, Streptophyta, Magnoliopsida, Lamiales, Lamiaceae.